Molecule: messenger RNA, 1041 nt
Organism: Punctularia strigosozonata HHB-11173 SS5
Lineage: Eukaryota; Fungi; Basidiomycota; Agaricomycetes; Corticiales; Punctulariaceae
Exons: 3
Coding region: 1-1041 (346 amino acids)
Source: RefSeq, a predicted model, not a curated record
AUGUCACGUGACCUGGCCGUGUUGCCGUCUCAGCCCACCGCGCUGGCAAGUGCGCACAACUCAGCGCUGUCAAGUACGCCCAGCGCCGCGCUCGCAAGUGCGCGCAUCAACGCGCAAAUCCCCGCGCUCACCGUCAUAAACUGCCCCCAGCACUCGAAGUGCCCGCCCGCCGCCCUCAGCUUUCGUCUCUGCCGUUUGCCCGGUCCCAAGCGCGAGCCGCCAACGCGGUCGCGCUCGGCGCAGCUUCCACCCCGCCCCUGCCGUCUGCCCUUCCCCGAGCGCGAGCCGCCAACGCGGUCGCGCUCGACGCCGAUUCCGCUCGCCCACCCGCCUUCCGCCCAGCGCCAGCCGCGAGCCGCCAAUGCGGUCGCGCUCGGCACUGCUUCCACCCCCGCGCCUGCCGUCUGCCCAUCCCCGAGCGCGAACCGCCAAUGCGGUCGCGCUCGGCGCUGCUUCAACCCCCCGCGCCUGCCGUCUGCCUCGAGCGCGAGCCGCCAACGCGGUCGCGCUCUGCGCAACUUCCCUCCCCUACCGCCGCCCAGCCCCGGGUACUGCGCCAACGCGCUUGCCCCUGGCUUCGCGACCGCGCUCGCGCUCGCUCUUUGCGCAGCAGGUCCUGAGUGCAUACAGGCUCUGCCCGCGGUCGCUCUGUCCAAGCGGCCCGCCCCACCCCCGAAGGACGUCCCCGAGUGUGCCCGAGUGCCGCCCCCGCAGACGGGCACGAUCGCCCAUGCUCUCCGUCCAGCAGCCACCCGUCACCUUCCCACCCCGCAACUCGCCAUGCCCUCCGCCAAUGUCGCCAAAUUCUCGCGGUGGCUCAAGAUCAGCUCGGCAGCUUUGCCCCGCGCCUUGUCCCAGGCGCCUGCGGCCGCCCCCGAUGCGGCACGCCGAACCCAAGGCGAUCUUGGACGUCACCUCGAGCUCGUAUGCCCCGCACCAUCACCACCAGCACGUCCCACAAAUAGGCGGAUCUCGGACGUGGUGCUUCUGGCGCGCCUCACCCGCUCUUCGACCCGCGCAAGGACGACCUCGUCCAAUUGA